This is a messenger RNA of Lacerta agilis (Sand lizard), 928 nucleotides long. Its product is annotated as isochorismatase domain-containing protein 2-like. Gene Ontology annotation, cellular component: cytoplasm. The transcript is spliced from 6 exons. The record is from RefSeq and is a predicted model, not a curated record. The coding region runs from base 190 to 804 and encodes 204 amino acids. NCBI's taxonomy places the organism in Eukaryota, Metazoa, Chordata, Lepidosauria, Squamata, Lacertidae.
ACGCGAGAGGGAGCGACGCCAUUGGCUGAAGGGAAAGAAAGGCUUCGGGUACGCCGAAACUUCCCUUCAGUCCGCGUCAGGCCAUUGGCUCGCAGCUGUUCUAUAGGCGGGGCUCCGAGGGUUACAGAUCCCGCUUCUGAUUGGUUGGCACCUCGAGGUGUCGCAAUUGGAGAUCAGAGGAGCUUGAAAAUGUCAGUGACACGACUCGGAAAAGUGGUCCCCAAAACCAGCAUCCUUUUCCUGUGUGACAUGCAAGAGAAAUUUCGGCCGAAUAUCAGCUACUUCCCUCAGAUUGUAUCUGUGGCAGCUCGGAUGCUAAAGGUUGCCAAGGCUCUCGAUAUCCGGACGGUGGUGACCGAACAAUACCCCAAAGGCCUGGGCCCUACGGUGCCAGAGUUGGGUGCUGAAGACUUGCCGAAAUAUGCCAAGACCUGCUUCAGCAUGGUUACCCCAGAGGUGGAGAAGGAGAUGGCAGCUGUGCCCGACCUGAAAUCUGUGCUUUUGUGUGGGAUCGAGACACAGGCCUGCAUCAUGAGCACAGCAUUGGACAUCAUGGAACGAGGCCUGGAUGUCCACGUGGUGGUGGAUGCCUGCUCUUCCCGCAGUCAGCUGGACAGGAUUGUGGCUUUGUCCAGAUUACGCCAGAGUGGUGCCUUCCUCACCUCCAGCGAAGGGAUCAUUCUGCAACUGGUCAGAGAUGCUGCACACCCCUGUUUCCGAGAGAUCCAGAAGUUGAUUAAGGACCCUGCCCCAGACAGUGGCCUUCUCCCCCUCCUGAAAGAACCAAGCCCCCUUUUCAACUAGGCCAGCUGCUCCAUUGAUCCUCCUCCUUGCUUUAAAGUAUCUCCAGCUGCUUAGGUCUGCCAUUGCUACACAUUGGGUAGGAGAAGUGGAAUCAAGAUGUGCAAAUAAAAAUUUUUGUACAGGG